This is a messenger RNA of Thamnophis sirtalis, 633 nucleotides long. NCBI's taxonomy places the organism in Eukaryota, Metazoa, Chordata, Lepidosauria, Squamata, Natricidae. The record is from RefSeq and is a predicted model, not a curated record.
AGAGGCCGUCCCCUUCUCCUGUCAGAGACGCCCGUGAAACUCCGAGGAGCGAAAAAGCCCCCGAGGAUAUGCGACGCCGCGAGGAGGUCGAUGCGACGCUGCAAGUCGCUAAACUAAACCCGGCGGAGCUGCUUCCAACGGUACAGUGCCUCAGUUUCAGUCCGCGGAUCGAUACCGGCGAUUACUGUCUUCUGCAACUGGAGCCGGAGUUGUGUCAGGAGUUGGAGGCGGGGCGAAGCCUGGUGAUCCGUGGAGAGAAAAAUGAACAUGCUGUGAUAUGUAGUAAGGAUAAGACUUACGACAUGAAAAUAGCAGAUACUUCCAAUAUGUUGCUUUUUAUUCCUUCCGGUGAAACGCCAGAGCAGCUUCGUGCAGGCAAGCCUACCACUAAUAUACUCCAUCCUGAGAUUGCAGGGUUCUCCAAUCAUUUUUGGGAACUAAAAAGAUGCCGGCCUAAAUUGAAGAAACUCAAGAAACUUCUAUUGGAAAAUCCUUAUGAAGGUCCAGAUAGUGAAAAAGAGAGAAUUGAUGCAAACUCAAAGUAUACAACAGAAGACUUCUUGGAUUUGGUCCAAGCAAGUGAGGAAGAAAUAAUGCAUCAGCUGAAGGUUCUGAAAGCAUGCCAAGUUCAAG